CAUCACCACAAAGAAGCAAUGAAACGUGUAUGAGCUCCCCUCUUCCUAUUCUGCCUGUGGUUUGAUUCUGCUUAAUUUCCAAGAAGAUCACUUUAUGGCAUCUGUUUGGCUCUCCUGUUAGGUUAGAGAUCAGAUUUUCUUGGGGAUCUGCAACAAUGAGGAUUCAGACAACAGUUCUAUUGUUGCUGCUUAUUUGCUUAAGUAUUUCACUUGGUCAGCAUGAAAAAACUCAAGAAAGGAAUGUUAGAAGAAGAAGGACACGUCCAAAAGGACCCAAAAUUCCUUUAGCAGCAACUCGAAAAGCAAGAAGACAAUCGAAACCUGAACGUGCUGUUAUCACACAGAGCUACCCAGAAAUAAAUAUGUAUGACAAUAUUGUAACAGUUAUCGAAUCAUAUAAAGGUCUUCAACAACCACAGUCAAGCUACAGUGUUUUACCAGGAAAGAAAGGCCACUGCAAGAGUAAUGGAAUGAUUCUGCAUGAUAAUGCUGUCUGGUCCCCAAAACCCUGUAUCACCUGCCUCUGCACUAAUGGCAACACUGCUUGUGAUGUGGUGAUGUGCCCAACUCUCACAUGCCCCCAGACUGAGACACCAGAUGGAGAAUGCUGUCCUAUCUGCAAGGAAAUUGUAACAAACGUUUUACCGGAAAGUGACAAAACUGAAUUUUCUGGUGAUUCUUCAGAGCCAAAUGACCCCAGUGAACCAAUUGCUGCACCACGUACCCAGGCAGAAAUUGAUGAACUUCUCAGACAGGAAGAGGAACAACAGGAAGAGGAAGAGGAAAUGAUGCACAAAAAGGAGGCAGAGCGCAAGAGAAAAAAAGAACUGAAGAAGCAAGAGGAAGAGCAAAGGAGAAAAAUGGAGGAGCUGAAACAGAAAGAAGAGGAAGAAAUGUUUAGAAAGCAGGAAGAAGAAGAAAUUAAGAGAGCACUAUUAGAGGAAGAGGAGCUAAGAGAAAGUGAAAGACUACGACAGGCGGAGGAAGAAAGACAAAAAGAAGAAAACAAAAAGCUAGAAAAAGAAAGAAAAGAACGCAAAGAAAAGGAAAAGCAGGAGGAGGAGGAAGAUGAAAAUGAAGAAGAAGAAAUUCUCAGAGGAGAUGUUUUCAGAAUGCCUCCACAUUACUUUCCAACUCCAGAAUCACUACCAUUUCAUCCAGAUGAAAGACCACCACCUCUCCAUGUGCCACUGCCAUCUACAUGCAUUGUAUCCGACUCUACACUGAGCUGUACGUACAGCAAGAUCACUCACAUUCCAUCAAUUGUAGACACAGAACUAAAGUGCCUGAACCUUGCAGGGAAUGCAAUUACUUCAAUUCCAGCUGAAGCAUUUAAUGGUGUUCCUAAUAUCGAAUGGAUCGAUCUCAGCAAGAACAAAAUAACAUCUGUGGGUAUUGAUCUGAAAGCAUUUUCAAAACUGAAAAAACUUGAGCGUCUGUACUUGGAUGGAAAUCUACUGGAGCAGAUGCCAUCAGAACUACCAUCAACUUUAAAGGAAGUGAAAAUCAAUGACAACAACCUGAAGAGAAUUGAUGAAUCCAGUUUUCAAGAUCUAAGCAAUUUGGUGACGUUAGAGCUGGAAGGUAAUAAACUUGAUGAAGGUUCCACCAGCACUUUGGCUUUUAAACCACUGAAAGAACUCUCCUAUCUGAGACUUGGCAAAAAUAGGUUCCGGACUAUUCCACAGGGAUUGCCUCCUUCCAUUCAGGAACUACAUCUUGAGCAUAAUCUCAUAGAAGAGAUAUCUGAAACAGACUUCAAUAACACAAAACAUCUGACUACUCUGGUUCUAAAAUACAACAAGCUCGAUGAAGCCAGAAUUGCUCCACUGGCUUGGAUCAAUCACGAGAGUCUGGAAUCUAUAGACCUAUCCUACAAUAAGUUCUACCAUGUGCCUUCAUUCUUACCAAGGUCCUUGGUACACUUAGUGCUUGUGGGGAACCAGAUUGACAGGAUCCCAGGAUACGUCUUUGCUCAUAUGUACCCAGGCAUAGAAUACCUGUAUCUCUCCUUUAACAAAGUUAAUGAUGAUGGUAUUGAUACAUCGUCUUUCUUUGGAGCCUACAACUCCUUAAUAGAACUUUAUAUGGACCACAAUGACUUGACCAUGGUGCCACUGGGGAUCUCUGACAUGAAACAGCUACGUUUCUUGAGGUUCAACAACAACAAAAUUAGAAGCAUUUCACCACAUGCAAUUUGUCCUGAAGAUGAUGAGGAUGAAGAAGAUUUAAGCAUUGUAUCACUUCACCUGGAAAACAAUUACAUUGAUACCAGAAGAAUUUCACCCACUGCAUUUUCUUGCAUACCAUCCUACUCCGGAGUUGUCAUGAAGCCUCAGAAGCUCAAAUGAUGGCACAACUGUCACUGCAGCAUGUUAACCCAAAAUCACAGAAAUGGAUGGCCUUGAUAACUUUACUUGCUCUACACCACUGCCAUUUUUUACUAUAUUAAUAUUGGUUCACUGUUGUAAAAGAAAACAGGUAAUAUGCAAUCUAGGAAACUAGAUGCAGAAAAAAAAACACUAUUUCAAAAAUGAAUGUGUGACCUUUAAUUCUGCACACUUCACACAGUGCAAAGUUGAAACUCUUUGGAAACAUUAAAUUCCCUGAAAAAGAACAGACAGCUGUAACUAAUAAAUAAUUAACAUUUUUGAUAAUUUUGACAAUUACACCACAUUGUGCACUGGAUAAUUCACCUUCCUAUGUCAGCAUUAUACAUUUCACUUCAUUCUGGUAUGCAAGUUAAAAUCACGAGCAUGCAUGUGUACGUGCUCACAACUGAAAUGUGGAAAGAAUAACAACUAUGCAAAACCUGUUCCGAAGGACUCUGAUAUUAGUGGUAAAGAAAAAAUGCUAAAAAAGCUACUGUCAGCUAUUAAAAAAGACAUUUAAUGUAUUUCAGUACUGAUUCCCCAAAAUGACUGAGACAUACAGCUAUUGUGAUUCCCAAUUCAGUAUGUUUGAACACUGACAAAGUUAACUACCAUCAUCUUUUUCCACUGUAACUUUACUGCACAAGAGAUGAUAGUUGUAUUAGAUAUAGAACAUAACACCAUUAGUGACCCAUCAGUUUCAGAUCAAGUCUCAACUUCUGAUGCACAGCCUUUUAAAGUUUAAACGACAGAUGGGAAAAUGAGGCUGCUCUACACUAACAGCCUCCUUAAUAGGAUUUUCUCAUGCUGAAGACCUGAGAAUUUAUACAGCUACAGGAAAUGAUAAAGUCUUCCAGCACUCGGGAGAAAUAAAUAUGCUCUUAGUUUGUUGCUGGCAUUUCAAGAAAAAACAGAUCUUCAUAUCCAGGAAUGCAGGCCUUCCACUUUAAGUUACAGUCCCGAUAAGCUUGUAUGUAAUAACAGACUUUUUAAAAUAUUUUUAUAUACAAACUUUACGUACAUACAAGUUUUUAGUAUACUUUGCUGGACUAAGUAUAGAGAGAAAAGUAAAUGAAAAAUGUCUAUCAUACUUUUUUUUAAAAUGUAUUCUAAGGGAACUAUAUAAUAACCUUAUUUUCUGUACUAAUAAAGCACAUAUAACACUUCAAUGC
This is a messenger RNA of Protopterus annectens (West African lungfish), 3544 nucleotides long. It is a transcript of the gene ECM2, whose product is annotated as extracellular matrix protein 2. The transcript is spliced from 10 exons. Gene Ontology annotation, biological process: extracellular matrix organization; positive regulation of cell-substrate adhesion. Gene Ontology annotation, cellular component: extracellular matrix. Lineage: Eukaryota; Metazoa; Chordata; Ceratodontiformes; Protopteridae. Bases 156 to 2351 code for a protein of 731 amino acids. The record is from RefSeq and is a predicted model, not a curated record. Gene Ontology annotation, molecular function: protein binding; heparin binding; collagen V binding.